AUGUCUACAAAUUUGUCUGAAUUUGAAGAAAAUUUCUCUGAACUUGAAAAUUUUCUGUCUGAAGUUGAAACAUUUGAAGGAUUUCAAGAUUCUAACAUAUUUCAAAGUUUUGUUGAAGAGGAUGAAGGACUUGAUGAAGAAUUUGAGAAUGAUUAUGUUGAAGAUGAUUACAAUGAAGAAAUUGAGGAAAUUGGGAGUGAUAAGGAAUUUAAUGAUUUUGAGGAAGACAAUGAAGUAACAAUCAGUAGUGAUGAUGAUAGUGAUUAUUUUGAAAAAUGUUCUUUAAUGGUUUUUGAUUUAGAAAAAGGAUGUAGCAUGCCUUGCACUCGAUAUAGUUAUAGAAAGUUACAACAAUGCAUUGGGGUAUGGGAAAUUAAUACAGUUAGUGUCAAGGAUGCAGAUAAGGAGUUAGGAAAACUUGGAGUAUGUAAAUAUCAUUUUAACUUAGAUCAAACUCCCUCAUAUCAUCCUAGUGGAUUAAAACAGAAAAAAUCAGUUGAUCAUGCAAAAAUGCUAUCAAAGAGAUGUUUAUUCUGCCAUAAGAUUUUUAAUAUUUAUUCAAGGGACAAUUAUUGUGAUUUACAUUCUUGGCAAAUAAGUGAUAAGAAGUUCUUAACAUCAUGCAUUUGUCAAUUUACAUGUCCAUCUAGAAUUAAUGAAUUUUUAAACAAAAAAUCCCACAACAUUGCUAAUGCUUCCCCUAGAUAUAUUUGUCAAGAUUGUUGUCACAAAAAUGAAUGUCAUAUUUAUAAUCCACCAGGUAGAGGAAGAACAUUAAAAGAAUGUUCACAUAAAAAUGAUUUGGAGCAAGUUUUAAGGAAAAUUGGAAGCUGGAUCACAGAUGUUGCAAACUCAAACAAUUUCGAAGAAAAACAAAAAUUAUUAUCCAACAUUUUGCCUUCUUUAGUAGCACAUUGGAAUAAUAAUGAAACUCCUCAAAAACCCUAUCAAGAAACCCCUCCUUCACAUUUUCCAAGCCCAUUUUUAAUCAAUACAAUUUUAAAACUAAAAGGUGCUGAUAAAUUAUAUGAAAAACAAAAGGGUGAUUUAAAUCCAAAUCAAUCUUUUAAUUAUGGAGAAUCUCUAGGCAAAUUUAUAUUAAAAAGUAGAAAACAUAUUAAUGAGCAUCAACAGCAACUUGCUAAGCCAAAUUCAUUAAUUGAAUAUUACCAAGCAUUUCCAAAAGUGAUCACUAAGUUUUUUGAUGGCCUUAUUGGGGUAAUAUUAAACCAUCAUCAUAGGUUGAAGCAAUAUAAAAGAAAAUAUUACAAUUUAAAAACAAAAAUUGAUGAUACAGAACAAGAUCCAAUGCAAUUAAUUAAAAUUACUACCUUUUUAUCAUCUGUCAUCAUAAAAAUGGCUUUUAGAAGAUCUAAGAUUUGGUUUACCAAUUUAUUUGCAAGUUUAUGUAGAAGACCUCAGUUCUUAGGAUCACUUCAAUCAAUAUUACGUUCACUUCAUGUAAUAUCACAUACUGAGGAUCAUGAACGUCGCUUGGAAGUAAAAAGAAUGGAAAAGGUUGAUCCUAAAUCUAGGAUUAUAACUGGUCCUAAUGUUUGGCCAUUAGCAGUUAUUGAUAAUUUAGAUACAAAGCAAAAAACAUUCAAGUACAAUAAUUAUUAUAAUGAAGGAAGAUUAUCACUCCAUGUUGUACUUAGAAUGUUAUUUUUUUUUACUCUUCCUUCACCUAUUCAAAAUAUUGUUGAUGAGCAAUCAAUGAUUUAUCAAAAAAAUAAUAUAUUUGAAUUCAAUUCAUUUUCUUCUAAAAACAUAGAACUUUUUGAAAAUAUUUUUAAAAAAUUGUUAAAUUAUCAAAUUGAUGGAAAUUUUGAUCAAGUUGAUGAAGAGGAGAUCCAUCAAGAAAUCAUCAAACAUAUUCCAAAAGGAACAUCAGAUGAGAAAGAGCAACUCAACUCUUUUCUUUUUGAAUUUGUAGAUGCAAAAAAAAAUUUUUCAGGGAAAUCCAAGACAGACUCACUCAAGGAGCCAUUGUGGAAAUUAACAAAUGAUUUGUUAGAUCUUUUUGAAAAUUUUGACCCAAAUACAAAUCAUCAUUUAAUUGAAAUGGCACCUGAGCUAACAACUGAUGGUUUUAAUUCACUUUUCAAAUGUUAUGAUGUUGGUAAAGAAAGGAUGGAAACCCUAUUAAAUCAAGAAGUUUAUGGAACUGAAAAAAUAAAUACAACUGGUCGUAGAGCAACAAAUGUAAAAACAUAUAAAUAUGAAAAACUUGUUGAAAAUUAUAAAAAAAAAGGAAAAGAAAAAGUCACCAAUUUAGAAGAAAUGGAAGUAAUUGAAGAUCCUAAGUCUGAUGAUGAUACUAUUAAUCUUUCUACUACAAUUGAAGAAGGUGAAAGUACUAAUAGGAGACAAUAUAGAAGAAUAACAGUUGAAGAACAUGCCAUCCUGGAUCCUCUUGUUGAAAUGGAUGAUAAACCAACUAAGGAACAAAUUAGUGAUGCAUGUGAGAAAACAGGAUUGGGAAGAAAAAAGAUUCUAGAUUAUGUUUAUGGUUAA
Messenger RNA from Entrophospora candida, 2517 nucleotides. The record is from the annotation of a GenBank genome assembly. Lineage: Eukaryota; Fungi; Glomeromycota; Glomeromycetes; Entrophosporales; Entrophosporaceae.